Molecule: messenger RNA, 4923 nt
Organism: Mycena indigotica
Lineage: Eukaryota; Fungi; Basidiomycota; Agaricomycetes; Agaricales; Mycenaceae
Product: ATP-binding cassette transporter
Exons: 39
Coding region: 1-4923 (1640 amino acids)
Biological process (GO): transmembrane transport
Cellular component (GO): fungal-type vacuole; membrane
Molecular function (GO): ATP hydrolysis activity; ATP binding; ABC-type peptide transporter activity
Source: RefSeq, a predicted model, not a curated record
AUGGACUUCGGGGUUACUAUCCCCCAAGCAGUCCUUGGCUUCACCACCCUUGACUUGCGUCUGUCGAACGACGUGAACUCACGGUCACAACACCUGUUGCUUCUUCCCGCCUACAUUGCCGCACUCUCAGCAUGCUUUCUGCUCAUUUGCGUGGUCCUUCCUCCUCGAAACCUGUUCAAGCGCGUCCAAACAGACGUUUCGGACACUCAGAUUCGUAUUGGAAUUGGUGAAAUUUGGGCAUGGCGCCUGGCCAGAGUAGUCGGAUGUCUUGCUUUAGUAGGUGUGUCAAUAUCAGCCACCUAUGACGAGCUGCAAGAGGACAAGAAGGCCCCGCCAGUGGGUCCCUCUGAUUUUGAAUGGUGGACUCGUUUGGCACUGCUGAACGGCCCAUAUGUUUAUGCUCUAUCUCUCUCCCUCCCAACACUCAGUCCAAAGCACUAUCGGCAGAACCUCGUCCGCCAUGCAAAUCUGGUGCUGUUCGCGGCGUUUGUCGUCUACGCCUGCCGCGAUUUGCUGCCUCUUGCGACUUUCACGCUCAGUCCUCUCGACCACGGUCCCAAAAUGGCAGCCAAGAUUGCUUUGGUGUCUUUCACCGGUGUCGUUGUCCCCUUAUUCACCCCACGGCUGUACAUUCCCGUUGACCCGAAGAAUCCGCAAGCUGUUAUCAAUCCUGAACAAACCGCAUCUAUAAUCAGUUUUGCGCUAUACUUUUUCCUUGACCAGAUAACCUUGUCUGCGUAUCGCCAGUCGGGCCUCCCAGAAGAAGAACUAUAUGCGUUGUGCGAUACAGACCGCGCGAUAUAUCUGAAGGAGCGAAGCUUCAAGCAUCUCGAAGUCUUUUCUGGCGCCAAGCAGCGCUACUUGUUCUUCGGGCUUAUGCGCAUCUUCUGGAAAGAAUUUUGUGUUCUUACCGUCCUCAUCGUAUUCCGUUCCCUCGCCAAUUACUCUGGCCCUUUUGCGAUGAACCGAUUACUUGAAUAUAUCGAAACUCGUGAUCAGGUCGAUGGACACAUCAUGCGUCCCUGGGUUUGGAUUGCGUUGGUUGGCCUUGGGCCUAUUUACGGCUCCCUGGCUUUUCAACUGUACAUCUUUAUCAACACGCGAACUCUUGUACGGACGGAAUCCAUAGUCACUCAACUCGUUCUUGCGCAUAGCUUGCGUAUUCGCGUCAAGGCAGAAACUUCUAACGAGCAAAAGAAAGACCCGAUAUCUUCAAGUGAUGCAUCGACUUCUUCUCGAACAGAUCGCGAGACGGUAGCUGCAGAGGACGAUGCCUCCAGUUCGCAGCAAGAUGAAACUGAGUCGACUGCUGUGCAACCCAGCUCUGCAAGCGCCAAAUCUACGAAGAGCACAGGCACCGGUAGCUUGAAAAAGCCCGCGGAACGCCCAGGGGAGGAAAAGAAAGCUCAAGGCAGCAUGGUAGGCAAAAUCAACAAUCUGGUGACUACUGAUCUGUAUGUCUCUCAUUAUUUCUGGCCAAUAUUGGUAAAUCCAUUCGUUUGCCGAGAACGAUCAUGUGACUGCUUUGUCCCAGUCGAAAGUCGCGACUUCCUCGUGUUACUCGUUUACAACCCUGUUCAAAUCAUGCUCGGGAUCUACUUCUUAUAUGUGUUGCUGGACUGGGCUGUGUGGGUCGGCGUAGCCUCGAUCAUUCUGCUCGCACCGCUCCCCGGAUACAUGGCCAAGUUGGUGCAAAAUAUACAGAAGGAGCGACUAAAAAGGACGGAUGAGCGGGUCUCAAGUGUUAGCGAGGCUGUCAACGUCUUGAGAAUGGUCAAGCUUUUCGGUUGGGAGACAAAGAUGAAUAAGAGGAUUGUCGAUAAGAGAGACACGGAACUCGUUUGGAUCCGGAGACGUCGACUGUUAGACCUCGCAAGCAAUCUAGUUAAUUUCCUCAUUCCGGUGUGUUAUCACGAUGGUGGUGACAUAUGGAACCUAUGUAAGUUCAUCGUGCUGUGUUCUUAUCAUCAUGAAACUGAGACAGUUCAGACACUCAUCAUGGGACAGCCUCUAACUGCGUCCAAAGUUUUCAGUAGCAUGACAAUCUUCGAUUUCCUACGGGAUAAUAUUGCCAUGAUCACUGGUUGGAUCAACAACUUGAUGACUGGGAAAGUAUCUCUAGAUCGUGUUGAUGACUUUUUGAAGAAGACCGAACUUCUCGACACCUAUAACACCAAAGAUAUACUGGUGUUGCCUACAGAUCCUGCAUCCCAUGCACAAAUUGGCUUCCGCAAUGCGACAUUUUCGUGGGCAACGGAAGAUGAUGAGCAGCACUCACGGUCAAGGCGGCAGUUCCGGCUCAAAAUCGCUGAUGAAGUCCUGUUCAAGCGUGGCAAGAUCAACCUGGUGGUCGGGCCGACGGGAUCCGGCAAAACGUCUCUGCUGAUGGCCCUUCUCGGUGAAAUGCAUUUUAUCCCAUCUUCUCCCACCUCGUGGUUCAAUCUGCCUCGCGAUGGAGGUGUUGCCUAUGCUGCACAAGAAUCAUGGGUCCUCAAUGAGACGAUUCGCGACAAUAUCACCUUCGACACACCGUACGAUAAGGAACGAUAUGCCAAGGUGUUAUACCAGUGCGCAUUGGAACAAGACUUGGUGCUGUUUCAUGCGGGUGACCAAACGGAGGUCGGGGAGAAAGGACUGACACUGUCUGGCGGGCAAAAGGCUCGUCUUACCCUUGCGCGAGCUGUGUACUCCAAAGCCGAAAUUCUACUUCUUGAUGAUGUUUUGGCAGCUCUUGAUGUCCAUACCGCACAACACAUCGUCGAGAAUCUCUUUGCUGGCGACCUCAUCGAGAAUCGCACUGUCAUUCUCGUCACACAUAAUAUUGCGCUAACGAAACCAAUUGCCGACUUUAUCGUUACUUUUGACGCUGACGGUUGUAUUCAAGCACAGGGGACUGUCUCAGAGAUAACCAAGCGCGCCUCUGUAGCAGCUCAAAUCCACGAGGAGCAGAGGAAUAUUCACAAGCAACAGCAGGUGGUUGACCUCAAAAUGCCAGGCGACACCAAACCCAAUUUGACCGAUGGGAAGUUGAUUCUCGCGGAAGAGAUACAGGUCGGUCAUGUCAAUGCUUCCGCUCUGAAAAUGUACCUUGUUGGCAUGGGUGGAAAGCAUCCCGUCAUGUUCUUUGUGUUUUUCUACAGUGGGCUGUUUAUCAACCAGGCACUGACGACUUUGCGGACAUGGAUGCUUGGGUGGUGGGCAAAGCAGUAUGAUGAUAGGCCUGCCAACGAAGUCGACAUUGUCUUAAACCUUUCUCUGUUUAGUGCGCAUCUGCUGUUGCAUUUGCAUCCACUGCUGCGAUGGCUAUUGUUUUUGUCCUCCUGGUGUUUGGACAACUACGAGCAUCAAAGGUGGUUAGAUAUCACCCCCGUCUCUCGCAUCAUUGCACGAGUGACGAACGACAUCCGGGCAGUAGACGAUGCAAUCCCCAACCAACUGUGGCCCCUCACUAGCCUGCUCGUCUCCAUGGUAGUACGAUUCGGCUCAAUCGUGUUAUACGCUCCGGUGUUUUUCUUCCCUGGAGUCGCAAUUGGGGCUGUCGGUGCUUGGAUUGGCCAGAUCUACAUUGCCGGGCAGCUUCCUGUGAAGCGCUUAAUGUCAAAUACGCGCGCUCCAGUUGUCGCUCACUUUGGGGCAGCAAUCUCAGGAUUAGUGUCCAUCCGUGCUUUUGGCGCUGAGGAGAAGUUUAAACAGGAGUCUCUCAUCAAGAUAGACCGAUACACUCGUGCAGCGCGCAAUUUCUAUAACUUGAAUAGGUCGGUUCUUACUGGUGUUCUUCAGUUGUCAUUUGCUCAUCGCGGUCACGUGAUGAUUAGAUGGGUCUCAAUUCGCGUGGACAUUCUAGGGGCACUCUUCUCCGCCGGGCUUGCCGCGUAUCUCGUAUACAUUAAGCCGGCAUCAGCAGGAGAUGCAGGCUUCCUCAUCAACAUGGCGGUCACGUUUACUCAAAUGUUGCUCUGGGUUGUCCGCUUUCUAAACCAGUUUGAAGUUGAAGGCAAUAGUCUUGAGCGAAUUCAGAGCUAUAUCGAGAUAGAUCACGAGAAACCAGCCACCCUGGAGGGCAAACCGCCUGCAUAUUGGCCGAGUAGUGGAGAACUCGUUGUCGAAAAUCUCACGGCGAGGUACUCUGAGGAUGGACCGGCGGUUCUUAAGGGGAUUACCUUUCACGUCAAGGCGGGGGAGCGGAUCGGUAUUGUUGGACGGACGGGCUCUGGGAAGAGCUCUCUAACGCUGUCAUUAUUGCGAUGCAUACCAACUGAAGGUUCCGUUCGUUACGAUGGCCUCGAGACGUCGAGCAUGAACCUCGAUGCCCUCCGCACAAGUAUCACAAUCAUCCCGCAGGUGCCUGAGCUCCUCAGCGGGACGCUCCGUUCGAACCUUGAUCCCUUUGGACAAUACGAUGAUGCCGAGCUCAACUAUGCUCUCCGUGCUGCCGGGCUGUUCUCUCUCCAGAGUGAAACAGACGAAGGACGCAUUACACUGGAUAGUACUAUUGCUGCGGGUGGCAGCAAUCUGAGCGUAGGGCAAAGACAAAUUUUCGCAUUGGCAAGGGCAAUUGUGAGGAAGAGUAAAAUUUUGAUCCUGGAUGAAGGUAUCCUACUUCGGCAAUUGACUACAAAACGGGUGACUCGAGCGCUUGUUAUUGAAGUUGUUGUCUCAUCAUUGCUGGCAGAUUCAAUCAUCCAAGCCUCUUUGCGCCGAGAGCUCAGUAAAGACGUCAGCUUGCUCACUGUAGCACAUCGGCUCCAAACCAUCAUGGAUGCGGACAAGAUCUUGGUGUUGGAUGCAGGAAACAUCGUGGAAUUUGACAGUCCGAAAGAGCUUCUGAAGAUCCGAGGUGGAAAGCUACGUGCGCUCGUUGAAGAGUCGGGGGACAGGGAUGCAUUAUAUGCCAUGGCUGGUGCUACACGAUCAAAGGAAUAG